Molecule: messenger RNA, 3782 nt
Organism: Vombatus ursinus (common wombat)
Lineage: Eukaryota; Metazoa; Chordata; Mammalia; Diprotodontia; Vombatidae
Gene: PACS1
Product: phosphofurin acidic cluster sorting protein 1
Exons: 24
Biological process (GO): protein localization to plasma membrane
Molecular function (GO): transmembrane transporter binding
Source: RefSeq, a predicted model, not a curated record
UCUACCGCGGCCGCCGGGCCUGGGGCCUCGGGCCCCGCCGCCCUCGGGCCCGGCCCCGGCCUCGCCGCCAGCCCCGCGCCCGCGCCGGUGCAGAUGAACCUGUACGCCACCUGGGAGGUGGACCGGAGCUCGGCCAGCUGCGUGCCCAGGCUGUUCAACCUGACCCUGAAGAAACUCGUCAUGCUGAAGGAAAUGGACAAAGACCUGAACUCCGUGGUCAUCGCAGUGAAAUUGCAGGGCUCGAAAAGGAUCCUUCGGUCCAAUGAGAUCCUCCUUCCGGCCAGCGGCCUGGCAGAGACAGAGCUUCAGCUGACCUUCUCCCUCCAGUACCCUCACUUCCUUAAGCGUGAUGCCAACAAGCUUCAGAUCAUGCUGCAGAGGAGAAAGCGCUACAAGAACCGGACGAUCCUCGGCUACAAGACGCUGGCCGUGGGGCUGAUCAACAUGGCGGAGGUCAUGCAGCAUCCCAGCGAAGGUGCCCUCGUGCUCGGCCUGCACAGCAACGUGAAGGAUGUCUCCGUCCCUGUGGCCGAAAUCAAGAUCUACUCGCUGUCGAGCCAGCCCAUCGACCAGGAAGGGAUCAAGUCCAAGCUGUCUGACCGUUCUCCUGAUAUCGACAACUACUCGGAAGAGGAGGAGGAGAGCUUCUCGUCAGAGCAGGAGGGGAGCGAUGACCCUUUGCACGGCCAGGACUUAUUCUACGAAGAUGAGGAUCUACGGAAAGUGAAGAAGACCCGGAGGAAACUGACCUCAACCUCUGCCAUCACAAGGCAGCCCAACAUCAAGCAGAAGUUCGUGGCCCUGCUGAAGAGGUUUAAAGUCUCCGACGAGGUGGGCUUUGGGCUGGAGCACGUAUCGCGGGAGCAGAUUCGGGAAGUAGAAGAAGACCUGGAUGAGCUGUAUGACAGCCUGGAGAUGUACAACCCCAGUGACAGUGGGCCCGAGAUGGAGGAAACGGAGAGCGUCCUGAGCACCCCGAAGCCCAAGCUCAAGCCCUUCUUUGAGGGAAUGUCUCAGUCCAGUUCCCAGACGGAGAUUGGCAGCCUCAACAGUAAAGGGAGCCUGGGAAAGGAUGCCACCAGCCCGUUGGAAUUGACUGCUCUGGACAGAGUCAAAGCUACUUCUUGGAUCAAAAACCCGGAUGACAGUCUGACUGAGAACGAUCCUCUGGACAUCAGUGACCAGGACAUGUUUGGAGACAGCAGCACCACCCUGGUUGUGCCAGAGAAAGUGAAAACACCCAUGAAGUCGGGCAAGGCGGAUCUCCAGGGCUCCGCCUCCCCCAGCAAAAUGGACGGGGUGCAUACCCCCAGGCAGAAGAGGAGUACCCCCCUGAAGGAGCGGCAGCUCUCCAAGCCUCUGAGUGAGAGGACGAACAGUUCGGACAGUGAGCGGUCUCCUGACCUCGGCCACAGCACCCAGGUCCCAAGAAAGGUGGUAUACGACCAGCUGAAUCAGAUCCUGGUGUCUGACGCAGCCCUCCCAGAAAACGUCAUCCUCGUGAACACCACCGACUGGCAGGGCCAGUACGUAGCAGAACUGCUUCAGGACCAGCGGAGGCCCGUGGUGUGCACGUGUUCCACCGUGGAAGUCCAGGCUGUGCUCUCGGCCCUGCUCACCCGCAUCCAGAGAUACUGCAACUGCAACUCGUCCAUGCCGAGGCCCGUGAAGGUGGUGGCCGUGGGUGGCCAGAGCUACCUGAGCUCCAUUCUCCGGUUCUUUGUCAAGGCCUUGGCCAACAAGACGUCCGACUGGCUGGGCUACAUGCGCUUCCUCAUCGUCCCCCUGGGCUCUCACCCUGUUGCCAAGUACAUAGGCUCGGUGGACAGCAGGUACAGCAGCACCUUCCUCGACCCAGCCUGGAGGGACUUAUUCAGCCGCUCGGAGCCCCCGGUUUCAGAGCCGCUGGACGUGGUCGGCCGCGUGAUGCAGUACGUGAGUGGGGCUGGUGUGACGCACCAGCUGCCCGUGGCGGAGGCCAUGCUGACCUGCAAGCACAAAUUCCAAGAUGAAGAUUCCUACCAGAAGUUUAUUCCCUUCAUUGGGGUGGUCAAAGUAGGCCUGGUGGAGGACUCCCCUCUCACAGCAGGUGACGGUGACGACACGCCCGUGGUCAGCCUCACUGUCCCCUCCACGUCCCCACCUUCCAGCUCUGGCCUGAGUCGGGAUGCAUUGGCCACGCCCCCUUCCUCCCCCUCCAUGAGCAGCGCGCUGGCUGUGGUUGGGAGUCCCAACAGCCCGUACGGGGACGUCAUCGGCCUGCAAGUCGACUACUGGCUGGCCCACCCUGGGGAGCGGCGGCGGGAAGGUGAGAAGAGGGACGCCAGCUCCAAGAACACCCUCAAGAGCGUCUUCCGCUCGGUGCAGGUGUCCCGGCUGCCACACGGCAACGAGGCACAGCUCUCCGGCACCAUGGCCAUGACCGUGGUCACCAAGGAGAAGAACAAGAAAGUGCCCACCAUCUUCCUGAGCAAGAAGCCUCGAGAGAAGGAGGUGGAUUCCAAGAGCCAGGUCAUCGAGGGCAUCAGCCGCCUCAUCUGCUCGGCCAAGCAACAGCAGACCAUGUUGAGAGUGUCCAUCGACGGCGUGGAGUGGAGUGACAUCAAGUUCUUCCAGCUGGCUGCUCAGUGGCCCACUCACGUCAAGCACUUCCCAGUGGGCCUGUUCGGCGGCAGCAAGUCCACCUGACCGCCCUGCCUCCUGGCCGAGGCCCCCGCUGUUCUCCCUCGUGUCGUCUGCUGGUCCGGGGCACCUCCUGGGGGAGGGGGACGCCGGCAGGCCUGGGGCCUGAGGGACGCUGCCACUGGGGAAGCUGGUCACUCCCCCCACCCCCUUACCUCUCCUCCCCACCCCCUCACUUGGGCCCUGAGCCUCAUUACUGGAAUUUAAGCAAACUCUUCCAAGGGGGCCCCACCCCCAACCCCUGGAGCCCGAGUCCACCCAAGGACAAAGCAUCGCUGGCCUCUACCUCUGGGUUCGAGGCCACCAUCUCCCAAAGUUACUUGUCCCCUUCCUUUCAGGCUACGGUCCCCUGUGAGUACCCAGCGGUUUGUCAGGAGUUAGUCACUGCGCCCCCACCAACGUCAUCUCUGCCUGAAGUCAACUUGGCUGUCCCCAGGGAGACAGAAGGUCGGCCUGAGCCCACCGGGACAGAGGCAGGCAGGGUGGCUGCGCCUCUCCAUCUCCUGCCCCCCUCCCCCAGGCCCUGCCCAGCGUCCCCAGUGUCCCAGGAGUGUCCGUGUAGAUGUUGUGUGUGUGUCCUCGAGCACUCAUUGGCUUCUAUCUCCCGCGCCCCACCCCACCCAUCCAUGCACUCCAGGCCCUGUGCCCUCCGGCUCCUCCGGUCCCAGUACUCCAUCUGCCCGCCUUGCAGCUGUGUCUUCUCCCCUCCUCCCUCUGUGAGCCCCCCGCCCUAAGGAGCAGCCUCCCCAGUGGGGCCGAGACCCUGCUAGGAUCCCUCCUCUCCAGCCUCAUUCUCCUGCUCCUCCUCAUGGACGCCAGUGUCUGAGCCCUAGCUUCCCCCUCCCCCACCCCAAACUCUGGGGGGAUUUUAAUGCAGGUCAGUCCUCCAGUAUUCUGUCCACGAAGGCCCUCUUCCCUGCCCCAGAGUUUGGAAAGAACUUUGUCCUGAAAGGCGUCCUCCUAGCUCGGCCUCCUGUCCUGUGACUCAGUCCUGCCGUCCAAAGCACCUUGCCUGGGCUCAGCUGUUCUCUUGGCUGGGGCUGUGGGUAUGGGGGGAGUUGCUGUUGGGAUUUUUCAUUCAAUAAACUGGUGAUUUCUUA